GCACCCUGAAAUGACGUCAGCCGUGCGUACACAUACAGCAGGGCCUACAGCCAGAGCUGCAGUCCGAGCAACGAUGGGAGGAAUAUAACGACCUUUUUUAUACGUUAUCAGGGAAUCUACAAAAAUGGAGGGGGGAAAUUUUGGCUACUCCCAAGACUAUCUUGACCGCUUUAUCCAAAGUCAAGACUCAUCUGUGGUGAACAAGUUCCAGCAGAAGUACUGGAAAACCAAACAGACGCUCAUUAAGGUCACAGGGAAGAAAGAGGACGAACAUGUGGUGGCGUCAGAUGCAGAUCUGGACGGCAAGCUGGAGGUGUUCCACUCCAUCCAAAGAACAUGCAUGGAGUUGCUUAAGGUCAUUGAGCAGUACCAGAGGAGGAUCUGCUUUCUUUCCCAAGAGGAGAAUGAGCUGGGUCGUUUCCUGCGCUCCCAGGGCUCGCAGGAUAAAACCAGGGCUGGAAAGAUAAUGCAGGCCACUGGGAAAGCACUCUGCUUCUCCUCCCAACAGAGAUUGGCUCUGAGGAACCCUCUGUGCCGUUUGUACCAGGAGGUCGAAACAUUUCGCUAUCGAGCGAUCUCAGACACGUGGCUGACAGUAAAUCGAAUGGAACAGUCCAGGACCGAAUACCGUGGAGCGCUGCUUUGGAUGAAGGACGUUUCUCAGGAGCUGGAUCCAGAUACUCAUAAACAGAUGGAGAAAUUUCGCAAGGUUCAGGCCCAGGUGCGCACUACCAAAACAGGCUUUGACAAACUGAAGAAUGAUGUCUGCCAGAAGGUUGACCUGCUGGGAGCCAGUCGCUGCAACCUCCUCUCUCACGUUUUAACCACAUACCAGACAACACUUCUGCACUUCUGGGAGAAGACAUCCCACACUAUGGCGGCCAUACAUGAGAGCUUCAAGGGAUGUCAGCAUUAUGAGUUCUCCACACUUAAGACCUUACAAGGCCCCUUGGGCAAGCUGGCUAAGAAGAAGGGAAGGAAGAAAAUUAAAGCAAAUGCCGCAGAUGGAAAGUUAGCCGAGAACACAGAGGACCAACUCAUCUCACUAGUAAAUGAAAGCACCAGUGAUAAGACCAGAGAAGGGAAUGGAGAUUAUCUCUCUGCCUAUCCAGAGUUAGAGGGAGAGGAAAAGGACAGCAUGGCCUUACUGAAUGAGAUCCUGGGCAGUAUGUCUGUGGAUGAGGACGACUUUUCUCGAGAGUGGACGGAUGUGUUCGGAGACAGCGAGGGGGGAACGAGCACGGCAUCGGCCGGACAAACGGAGCCUCAGCAAAAGGAAAACCCCUUCUUUCUACCAUCUCAGCUGUUGGACCAGAGCACAAAUAAUCUGCAUUCUUCCUUCUCAGAUUGGGCCGGGGUCAUUUCACAGCCUGUCGCCCAGGCAACAGAGCCCUCCUCUGGAACCAGUCAGAACCCUUCUAAGCCAGCAGUGAAAGAGAAAGCAGGGCUGCCCAAAGAUCUCUCAGCGUGGUUCAACCUAUUUGCCGACUUGGACCCCCUCUCCAAUCCCGAUGCGGUCGGCAAAACUGACACAGAGCACGAACUUCAAAAUGCAUAGGUGUUCCUUAGUGUCAUGGUGAUCUAAAAUUGGCAUAUUUGUAAAGCAGAAUAUACUGUAGCUGCCAGUGACCAGAGAACAAUCUGCUCACACACACACAC
Molecule: messenger RNA, 1659 nt
Organism: Etheostoma cragini (Arkansas darter)
Lineage: Eukaryota; Metazoa; Chordata; Actinopteri; Perciformes; Percidae
Gene: ica1
Product: islet cell autoantigen 1
Exons: 13
Coding region: 125-1558 (477 amino acids)
Biological process (GO): regulation of transport
Cellular component (GO): Golgi apparatus
Molecular function (GO): protein domain specific binding
Source: RefSeq, a predicted model, not a curated record